ACAUACUGGCAGACGAAACACGUACGGUAGAAAAUGUCUUAAACUGGCCGUCUAGAGAAAUUUCCAAGACAUCUGUAUAGCAUCGAAGAUUCAUAUAAGUCAGGUUGAAGUGUCUGCACUGCUUUAAGACCAUUUGCUGCCCAUCCUUGCCUCUGAUUGGUCAGUUUAGAACCUGAUGAUUUGGAAUUGCCAAUCACAGGCAAGAAGAGGGAUCAGGUGGGGGUGUGACUCUGAGCUUCAAUUCAGGUGCUGAGUAACCUUGCCAUGCUGACGGGGCUGUUUAAGGCGUACGGGCGCUUCUGCGUGUCGCACCCCUGGGAGGUGAUCGUGGGGACCAUCACGGCCACGAUAUGUCUGCUGUCCAUGAACAUGAUCACCAACAGCGACCGUGUCUGCGGCUGGAACUACAUCUGUAAUGUGGACGAGGAUAUCAAAAGCAGUGACGUGAUCAUCAUGAGCCUGACCAGGUGUAUUGCUGUCAUCUACAUCUAUAUGCAGUUCCGCAACCUGAGAAAGUUUGGUUCCAAGUACAUCCUCGGCAUUGCUGGAGUGUUCACCAUCUUCUCCAGUUUUGUGUUCAGCAGUGCAGUCAUCCACUUCCUGGACAAGGAGAUCACGGGUCUGAACGAGGCCAUGCCCUUCUUCCUGCUCCUGAUCGACCUCUCCAAGGCCUCGGCCCUCGCCAAGUUCGCGCUCAGCUCGUCCAGCCAGCUGGAGGUGCGGGAGAACAUCGCUCGCGGCAUGGCCGUGCUCGGGCCCAACUUCACCUUGGACGCGCUGGUGGAGGUUCUUGUCAUUGGAGUCGGCACAUUGUCAGGUGUGAGACAGCUGGAGAUGAUGUGCUGUUUCGGUUGCCUGUCAAUCCUGGCCAACUACGUGGUGUUCAUGACGCUCUUCCCAGCAUGCCUCUCUCUUGUACUGGAAUUGUCCCAGGAUCGGAGUAAGGGUCCGCCUGUGUGGCAGUUGAACCAGCUGGCUGACAACAUCCUGGAUGAAGUGGAGGAACAAAAACCCAACCCUGUGGUACAGAGAGUCAAGCUCAUCAUGGCCCUUGGUCUGGCCCUGGUCCACGCCCACAGCUGGCUGGUUCCCUGUGAGAGGGACACGACCCUUCCCGGCUCCGACCAGCUGAUGGGACUGAUGGGGGCGGGCGUGGCCUCCGUACCGACCGUCCAGCAGAAGGUGGAACCCGACAUGCCGCUCUGGCAGUUCUACCUCACCUCGUGGCUGUCUAUGAGCUAUGACGAGAUCCUAACCCUGGCCCUGGCCCUGAUACUGUCUGUCAAGUACAUCUUCUUCGAGAACAAUGAGAACAGCAUCUCCUCCCUCCCUGCCAUGGAGAGGAGGAAGUCAGGGAUGCAGGAAUCCUCCAGGAUGGAGGAGAUGGAGAAGGAAGAGGAACAAGUCAUCUCCAUAGAGAGUACCACAUGUCUAUCCACUAGCACACAGACAGAUCCUGAUGAUUUCCCCGAGCCAAAGACAUCGUUUUUCCUGGGCGGAUCUAAUGUCACCUCCCCAGCUGAUUCUGAAGAGGAGGAGGAGGAUGAUAAUGAUGAGGAGAAGGAGGAAGAUGACACACCCAAACCCCCCAGGUCUAUCAAAGAGUGUGCAGAAAUUCUCGACACCCAGGGAGCGGAGACCCUGACAGAUGAGGAAGUACGGCAGCUCGUUCGCAGUAAGCACAUUCCCGGGUACAAGCUGGAGAGCAAGCUGGGCUCGGCUGAGCGGGGCGUGGCCGUCCGCAGGCAGAUGCUGACGGAACAGUUGCACCGACAGGAGGCACUGGAGAAACUACCGUACACCAGCUAUGACUACUCAUUUGUGACAGGUGCGUGCUGUGAGAACGUGAUUGGCUACAUGCCAGUACCGGUAGGCGUGGCCGGACCCUUGCUGCUGGACGGGCGGGAGUACCAGGUUCCCAUGGCAACAACAGAAGGCUGUCUGGUCGCUAGCACCAACCGUGGGUGCAGAGCCAUCAAGUUGUCAGGGGGAGCCAGAAGCUACAUUAUCGGUGAUGGAAUGACCAGAGGUCCGGUGGUCAGAAUGCCCAGUGCUGCCCAGGCCAGUGCGCUGAAGAUCUGGCUGAGAGACAUCGACAACCUGGACCUGCUGAAAGAAGCUUUCAACUCUACCAGCAGAUUCUGCAGGUUAGACAGCAUCAUGUCAGCUGUGGCAGGACGGCACAUCUACAUCAGGUUUAAGGCCGUGACGGGGGACGCCAUGGGCAUGAACAUGCUCUCCAAGGGCACAGAGAAAGCCUUGAAAAAGCUGGAGGAGUUUUUCCCUGACAUGGAGCUGCUGAGCCUGAGUGGGAACUACUGCACAGACAAGAAGGCCACGGCCAUCAACUGGCUGGAGGGGCGGGGCAAGUCUGUGGUGUCCGAGGCUGUCAUCAAGGGGGAGGAGGUCAAAAAGGUCCUGAAGACCUCAGUGUCUGCCCUCGUGGACUUGAACAUCAGUAAGAACCUGAUUGGUUCGUCCAUGGCGGGAAGUAUUGGGGGCUUCAACGCACACGCUGCCAACAUCGUAGCUGCCAUCUUUAUAGCCACAGGACAGGAUGCUGCCCAGGUGGUUGCGAGCUCCAACUGUAUGACCCUGAUGGAAGCUACAGGAGAGAACGGAGAGGACUUGUACAUCAGCUGCACCAUGCCUUCCCUGGAGGUGGGCACUGUGGGAGGGGGGACCGUCCUGCCGCCACAGAGGGCCUGUCUCAAGAUGAUGGGAAUCGAUGGCUCCCAUGACUCGGAGCCAGGCAUGAACGCCAGACAGCUGGCGCAGGUGGUGUGUUCCACAGUCAUGGCGGGUGAGCUGUCGCUGAUGUCUGCCCUGGCAGCUGGGCACCUGGUCCGCAGUCACCUCAGACACAACAGGUCAAGACUCAACAUGGCCCCAGAAGCACUGAAAAACGAUGCGGCCUCCGAGUCGUUACCGAAACUGGCAAAUGGCAGAGAACCUGGAACUUGUACUGCUAAGGCAUCUUGAUGACAAUGUUGACUUUAGAUAGCCCUUUGUCAGUUGUGGCAGGUAUACGUAGUUAACAUCAGUGACUGAAAUACUGUUAUAUAAUGCCAGAAUACAUGUAAACAGGACAACUGUAUUAUACCAAAUGUAAAUUAGGAUAUUUUGAAUCUUGAGUCAGUAAAAAGUGAAUGUCAGUCAAAGUUUUUAGCUUCUUUUUUUUUAAUAUCCAGAACUUCUACAAAUGGAAAUGGAUGCUUUUGGUAUACUGAUCUAUACUGUACAUGUAAUAGAAGACAGCUUUUAAGUUGAUUAAUGGUACACUGAAUGCUUAGAAAUGCAGUCUUUAUGAAUCAGAAUAUUCCAUCUGCAACCUUCUUUGUACAAGGCUUUCGUUUAAAAGCUAGUAUCUGGAAUUUGUUGCCAAGAAUUUUUUCUCAGUAGAAGUAAAUAUGUAUAUUUCUCAAGAUGUUCAUAAUUGUAGGUAUGUAAAUUAUGUAAAAAGCUGAGAUCUGCUUCCAACGAUUCUUGUAAUAUGAAUUCUGCAGCUCGACUGAGAUCACUGUUAUACAUUGUACAUCAAGCUGCUACAAUGUACAUGACAAAAUGUACAAUGUAUGACCUAUUAGUACAUGUUAUUAUUGUUCAUGCAGAGGCCUGUAACAGUGUACAAAUGUACAAUUACUAUGCUGGUAGUGUUUGUUUGAUACUGCUUGUGAUUUAUAUUGGAUCAAUGUUUGUAAAGAGAUGUUUAUUGUAAAACAUACUGGCUUGUACUUUCUGUUUCAUGACAACGUGUGUCCAUUUUCGAUUUCUACACUGUAAUGUUUUAAAAGCAUUCCAAAUAGGUUUCAAUCUCACAAAGGCAAUCAAAAAAGAAAAGCACAAACUUAGGACUGAAUACAAUUUAUUUUCCAUUAGAAGUGGGGUAGAAUUCAGGAAAUAAGAUACAAAGGAAUUCAUCACCCUUCCUAGCUAAAUUCAAAGUUUAGAGUCAAGUAGAUAUAAUCU
Branchiostoma floridae (Florida lancelet) is the source of this 3969-nucleotide messenger RNA. Its product is annotated as 3-hydroxy-3-methylglutaryl-coenzyme A reductase-like. The transcript is spliced from 19 exons. Gene Ontology annotation, cellular component: endoplasmic reticulum membrane; peroxisomal membrane. Gene Ontology annotation, biological process: isoprenoid biosynthetic process; coenzyme A metabolic process; sterol biosynthetic process. Bases 265 to 2982 code for a protein of 905 amino acids. NCBI's taxonomy places the organism in Eukaryota, Metazoa, Chordata, Leptocardii, Amphioxiformes, Branchiostomatidae. The record is from RefSeq and is a predicted model, not a curated record. Gene Ontology annotation, molecular function: hydroxymethylglutaryl-CoA reductase (NADPH) activity; NADP binding; protein binding.